Messenger RNA from Chaetura pelagica (chimney swift), 703 nucleotides. RefSeq names its product GINS complex subunit 4 (Sld5 homolog) (gene GINS4). The transcript is spliced from 8 exons. The record is from RefSeq and is a predicted model, not a curated record. Gene Ontology annotation, biological process: DNA-templated DNA replication; double-strand break repair via break-induced replication. Gene Ontology annotation, cellular component: GINS complex. The coding region runs from base 1 to 687 and encodes 228 amino acids. NCBI's taxonomy places the organism in Eukaryota, Metazoa, Chordata, Aves, Apodiformes, Apodidae.
AUGCCACUGAAUGUUCAUACAGGUCAGCGGGAGCCGGGCGGGGAGGACUCGGACGGCGGCAGCGAGGAGCUGGUGCUCACCCCGGCGCAGCUCAUCCGCAGCCUGGAGCAGGCCUGGCUGAACGAGAAGUUUGCCCCAGAGCUGCUGGAGAGCAAACCCGAGAUCAUUGAGUGCGUCGUGGAGCAGCUGGACCACAUGGAAGCAAACCUGAAACGGGCAAAGAGAGGAGACCUGAAGAUCAGUGUUCACCGCAUGGAGAUCGAAAGGAUCCGCUACGUGCUCAGCAGCUACCUGCGGUGCAGGCUUGUGAAGAUAGAGAAGUUUUUCCCCCACAUCCUGGAGAAGGAGAAGUCCCGAGCUGAAGGGGAGCCUUCCAUUCUGUCACCAGAGGAGUUUGCUUUUGCAAAAGAGUACAUGGCAAACACAGAGACAUACCUGAAAAACGUGGCCCUGAAACACAUGCCACCCAACCUGCAGAAAGUCUCUCUCCUAAAAUCAGUUCCGAAGCCCAACCUGGACUCCUUUGUGUUUCUGAGGGUGUUGGAGCGGCAGGAAAACAUCCUGGUUGAGCCAGAGACAGAUGAGCAGAGGGAGUACACCAUCGACCUGGAGGAGGGCUCGCAGCACUUGAUCCGCUACAGGACCAUCGCCCCGCUGGUGGCCUCGGGAGCCGUGCAGCUCAUCUGAGGGGCGAGCGGUGAGC